Messenger RNA from Haemonchus placei, 573 nucleotides. The record is from the annotation of a GenBank genome assembly. NCBI's taxonomy places the organism in Eukaryota, Metazoa, Nematoda, Chromadorea, Rhabditida, Trichostrongylidae.
AUGGUAGUCAUCGAGGAGGAAUGGGAAGAUUCGGGAGAUACAAAAACAGCUGAGAAAUUGAAACAAGAAGGAAAUACAAAGUUUGGCGAGGGUAAAUGGAAGGAAGCUGAAGACAAGUAUAAGGAAGCUCUUGCAAUAUGCCCGGCAGAGGACGUUGUGCUUUGUACAAUACUGCACUCUAAUCUCUCAGCCGCCUAUAUAAAACAAGCCCAAUGGGAAGAAGCAGCUGGGGCGGCUACAAAAGCUAUGGAGGCUGAUUCAACGAACGACAAAGCUUUAGAAAGACGAGCCUUUGCGUAUUCAAAAAUUCCUGAGAAAUUCCAGAAUGCCCUAGAAGAUUAUGAGCUACUAAAGGAAAGAUUUCCCCAACGAGUUCAGUACGUGAGAAAGAUUGAAGAGGUGAAGAACAGAAUUGCUGAACGCGAUGAAAAUUUGAAAAACGAAAUGAUCGAAAAGCUGAAGGACUUAGGAAAUGUGUGUUUGCGGCCAUUUGGACUAUCAACUGAUAGUUUUGAAAUGGUUCCAAACGGCGAAGGAGGAUAUAGCAUUUCAAUGAAAAAGCCCACAACAUGA